Messenger RNA from Candidula unifasciata, 1344 nucleotides. Lineage: Eukaryota; Metazoa; Mollusca; Gastropoda; Stylommatophora; Geomitridae. The record is from the annotation of a GenBank genome assembly.
AUGGGCAAUUCACAUGACAACAGGAAGCAGUGGCCAAAAAUGAGUUUUAAGAUGGUUCUCUUUCUGUGUCUGAUAUUUGCCGCGAUUAUUUGUCCAGCCGUGGCCACCAUGGAGAUCACAGCAUUUGAAUAUAAACGAAAGUUUCACAAGAUGUUAAACCUUGGCGAGUGUUGUCAGCGGGAGAUUGCUGUCAAUAUGGGAAAUAACUCCUAUUAUAUUGAGGCUCAAAAAUGCUCCUUGUACAAGAAAGGUUCUGUGACCUACAUCCCACAAGAGAGUAGUGAGUUCAAAAAUGUCCUCAUCACUUCAGCAGAUAUGGUUGUAACCCACCUGGGUCUGUGCACAGGAGAGGCUGCCUCUUUCCUAGGGAUCCUCAACUCCGGGGACUGUGUGGCUAUCGAGAUUGCAAGUCGUCUAAGUUUCAGUGACAAGACUGCUAUUAGGGCUUCUGUGGGCAUCUAUCAGACGUCACUGGACACCCUGGAAAGUGACAGCAGUAUUCUGGAUGGAAUGGAAAUGUACUACGAGGAUAAAUUUUACCUGAAAGUUCGCACCUAUGGAACCUUUGAAAUAUUGCUUGUGCAGUUUAGGUUUGACUCUGUGUUGGCAGCUCAGGAAGCAAAGAUGAUCAAGAAUCCAACGCAUCUCAUGUCUCAGUACAUGGAGCAGAUACAACAGCAAGUGGGCUACCCAAAGAAUGUGAUGGUGAUCAGUUUAUCAACGGCCACACAUGAGACUUUUCAAGUUGAACUGUUUCAAAAACCUGACUGGGACAGGGCAGUGAGGUAUGUGCAGAUCCUGGAGCUGGGCAUUCAACGGACGAAGAACCAGAUCAGCAGUAAUGCUAAGAAUUAUCAUCUCAUUUAUCGACUUAAUCCUUUCCUAGAGAAUACAGAUUAUCGACUGACUUUACCAAAAUACUGGGAAGAAAUCUCUAUUUUGGAAGUACAGCUUCGCCAGGCUAUCAAAGUAGCCAAGUCAACAGUGAGAAAGUGUCGAGGAAACAAAAGUCUACUUUGUCGUCGCGUUCGACAACUGAAGCAAAAGCUGACAGCUGAACAAGUGGGGAUUCAUAAAGGCCGAGCUGACUGGAUCAGACUGAAACCCGAAGAAAGGCUAUCAUUGGCCACACAUUACGGGGCAAAUGUGAAAUCUUACACCAGUAUUACAAAAACCCUUGCUAAAAGUGUUAAACAAAUGAACAACAAAGAAAAAAAGCUCUCAAAAGCCGACAAAACAGUUAAUCAGAUACCUAGGAACCCUGAAGAGCAUAUUCUGAAGCGUCAGAGGCAGAUGAGACAAGGUAGAAUCAGAAACAAGGACAGGAAUGGUCAGAGCAGCUGA